GCCCCCACCAGGCGCCAUGUGCCACGUGAUCGUGACGUGCCGCUCCAUGCUGUGGACCCUGCUGAGCAUCGUGGUGGCCUUCGCUGAGCUCAUCGCCUUCAUGAGCGCCGACUGGCUGGUGGGCUACCAGCGGACGCCCGAGCCCGUCAUCGGGGUGCACGGCACGCCCGAGCCCUUCCGGCCCACGCUGGGCAUCUACAUGCGCUGCACCAAGGUGACGGGCCACCGGCGCGGCGUCCUGUGCGGGCCCUACGCCGUGGAGUUCGGCGAGAUCGCCAGCGGCUUCUGGCAGGCCACCGCCAUCUUCCUCGGGGCCGGCAUCCUGCUGCUGUGCGCCGUGGCCUUCAUCUCCGUCUUCACCAUGUGCUUCCAGAGCAUCAUGAAGAAGAGCAUCUUCAACGUGUGCGGCCUGCUGCAGGGCAUCGCAGGUCUGUUCCUGAUCCUGGGCCUGAUGCUGUACCCGGCCGGCUGGGGCUCUGACAAGGUGCUGUCCUACUGCGGGGCCGACGCCUCACCCUACAAGGUGGGCCUGUGCUCGCUGGGCUGGGCCUUCUACACGGCCAUCGGCGGGACGGUGCUCACCUUCAUCUGCGCCGUCUUCUCCGCCCAGGCCGAGAUCGCCACCUCCAGCGACAAGGUGCAGGAGGAGAUCGAGGAAGGGAAGAGCCUCAUCUGCCUGCUGUGAGCCAGCCUCGGAUCAAACAAGGCCCAGGCCUACUUAAGUCACGGCCCAGGCUUACUUAAACUGAGGCCAACGUCUACCAAGGCGCGGACUUACUAACUCUCAGGCCUGCUAUGGCCUCCCCCACUCACAAAAGGGAUUGAGACAUUAGUGUUUACCACUAGGACUAACGUUCUUAACCAGUCUGUCGGUCUGUUUGUUUCAUUUGGGUAGGCGAGACUCGCUCCUUGCAUCAAGCUUUUUCUACAAUAAUGCUGUCUAUGUACGUGGUGCCCCAUUUCACAGUGCCAGCGUAAGCUACCCUGAUACAGAAUGAAUUGUAAAUAACUUUGUAUAUACUGUACAGAACUUGAGAGAAUGUGGAAUUUAUUCUUCUUUUCCAAUGGCAUUAAGCAUCAGACUAUUGUGCAAGCAGUGGUUGCUUUCACUUGCUGAUUGCUGGAGAGCCGAAGUCUUGCCCAGGAGCCACCGCUAGCAUGUACUGCAUCACCAGCUGUUCUUAUGAUUCAGUCUGCCUUCCUAAGAUUUCCUGUUAAUUUACAGAAAGUAGCUGGAAAGUAAUUAGAUACUGGGCAAAGCAUUUCUGCAUUUAUUGUUCAAGACUGUUUUCACCACAAAUGCGAGGAGCACACACGACUUCCCAACGAGGCCUUAAAUCCUAAAGUAUGGAGGAGCAUGUAUCAUCGACCAGACGAACUGGUGCAGCUAUCUCCGUCUGCCGUUUGCACGUCAUUGCUUUUGCCAUGGAAACAAAUGACUGUGCAGGUGUCCCCAGCUGCCUCGUGUCAUACAGUGGGAUAGUGUCUUAACUGAGACAGACAGGAAGUACCUGGUUGCAGUGCCAAUGACUCCUUAUGUUGCCUAUUUCUUCAGAGAGAAAGAGCGACCAUGGUGCCUGGCUGAUUACAUCAGCUGUCUGACCCCCCUGCCCCCAGCCUGCUCAGUUGAACCAUAUAGGGGUUGGAGGACAGAUUUUGGUGUAGUGCCAGCACACCCACACUGGGAUCUCCAGUAGGGGUGGGACAAAAUUCUGCCAAAGACAACAGCAUCCUCACCAGGGGAAACAGCCCUUGGACUUUGUCGUCCACAUCCAGCACUCUCAAUGAGUUGCCGUGCCAACAUGUGUACCCACACUGACGUUUUCCUUGCCACUGACAGAGCAGGCUGGUGUUGGGCUCAGUACUGCAGCUCGGAUCGGACACAUAACCACGCAGAGCAGAUGAGAGACUCAUCGGAAAGGUCUUGUUUCAAAAUCCGUGGAUAAGAGAUCACAGGCCUUUUUUUGGUGGUGUUAAAGUAGGCAAUAAUUCAUGUAAAACUGUUUCUGUGUGUUGCUAAGCUGCAGCGGCCAGUGAGUUUCCAGCGAGCUUCAAAGGCACAUGGGCCUAGUUUUCUGCCGUCCCGGGCCCACCGGGCUGUCACUCACUUUUUUAUUGGUACCACUUAGGAAGCAGGACUAGAUCCCACCCGAAAAAGCCUGAGGUCGGGCCAGGGCGUGAGUCACUGCUGGGGUCACAUGCUGUACCACAGUAAAAAAGCUGCAAAGCUGGCAGGUUGCAUCAACGCUGCCUCCAGAAAACCUCUCAAUUACUUCCAGAUAACAUUUACAGACUCCUUUUUUU
Molecule: messenger RNA, 2304 nt
Organism: Megalops cyprinoides (Indo-Pacific tarpon)
Lineage: Eukaryota; Metazoa; Chordata; Actinopteri; Elopiformes; Megalopidae
Product: LHFPL tetraspan subfamily member 2a protein-like
Exons: 2
Coding region: 17-685 (222 amino acids)
Cellular component (GO): membrane
Source: RefSeq, a predicted model, not a curated record